CGGGGAGAGAGAAAUUCUGUCGGAGUCACCUCUGCUGGAAAUCAGGAGAGGCUGGGAGAACUCAGUAGCAGCCUCUGGCAAUUAAGACUGGGGCUGCCUUGGAGGCGGGCAGGAGCUGGGUAGAAAGGCUGUAUCCUUGGCCAAGCGCUCUUGCAAGAUCAGAGGGGACCACGGGGUGGAGACUGGUCGCCGGGUGCAACGCUUCCCUGCUUGGGAGGAGCGCAGCUCCCCCAUCACCGCGCCGCGAUUGUCCCAGUUUGCGUGCCUCCCACCCCGCGCGCAUCGGUUUCCGCGCCCUGAUAAUCCAGUCCGCUCCUCCGAGACUUCCAGUCCUUCGCCCGCACUUUCCGUCUUCUUUCUCAGAGCCCCCGUGGACAAUGGAUGGCAACUCCCUGCUCUCCGUACCAAGCCAUGUGGGUAGUUGAACCAAACUCACCUACCUGCCUCUCUGCUGCCUUGUCCGCCAGGAGACCCUCUCAGGAAUCCAGCAGCAGCUUGGAGUCACCCCUGAUGUUCGAAGUUCCGGAACCACAGCCAGGCAGCGCCAGCGGCAGCGCGGGAAGCAGCCUGGGUAGCUCCAUCACCGCCUGUAAGAAGGUUCUCCGCAGCAAUAGCCUUCUGGAGUCUACAGACUACUGGCUGCAGAAUCAGAGGACACCCUGCCAAAUUGGUUUCGUGGAAGACAAGUCUGAAAACUGUGCCUCUGUCUGCUUUGUGAACCUGGAUGUGAACAAGGAUGUGUGCAGCACGGAGCACCUGCAGCAGAAAUUGGUCAAUGUUUCACCUGAUCUUCCAAAACUUAUCAGCUCCAUGAAUGUCCAACAGCCAAAAGAAAAUGAAAUUGUCCUCCUAAGUGGAUUAACAUCUGGGAAUCUCCAGACAGAUUUUGAAGUUUCACAGUGUCCUUGGCUGUCAGAUAUCUGUUUGGUCCAGUGUGCAAGAGGGAACAGACCAAACAGUACCAACUGCAUCAUCUUUGAAAUCAACAAAUUUUUGAUUGGUCUGGAACUGGUGCAGGAGCGGCAACUCCACCUGGAAACGAAUGUUCUGAAAGUGGAGGAUGACACAAACUGUUCCUUGUCUUCAAUUGAGGAAGACUUUCUCACCGCAUCUGAGCACUUGGAGGAGGAAAGCGAGGUGGAAGAAUAUAGGAAUGGUUAUGAAAAUAUAAAUGUCUCAUCCAAUGUUUUGGAAAAUAAAAAGCCAAAAGAAGCCACUCAGGAGGAAGGGCAUUACAAGCAAAAGUCACUUUAUACUUUGGAAGACAAAUACAUUAGCAAAUAUCAGACGCCACUGAUUAAAACAGAAGGCUCUCUGGGGAAAGUGGCAGAAGAUACAACUUUGCAGAGUCUCGACCCCUCAGCCAGUCCAUCAGAGUGGCAAGGUGAAGCUGUGGGGAACGAGAGGUCAACCCCAAACUAUUAUUCUCCAGAAAAUUUUCAAGGUCAAGAGGGAAAAUCACAGGGACUACAUCUUCCACGUGAUGCUUGUUUCUCAAGGAAGGUUAAGAAAGAUGGGCCUUCUGCAUGUGGUACGUUCUCUGAACAUGAGCGCAGUUUAGACCCAGGAGACCAUCAAGGCAGCACACCCUCUCUUCUUCCUGUGCAAGAUGGAGAAGCCACAACAGGCGAGUAUGCGACGAAUUUAGCAGAAUCCGUGCUGCAAGAUGCAUUUAUUCGGUUAUCUCAGUCUCCGCCUACCCUCCCCCAGGAAUCUGCAGUCCGUGUUUCUGCAGGAAGUGCUCUGCUCCCCAAGGGAUGUUCCACAAAAGAUACUGUGUUCCCUGGGUCAUGGAAUGAGCUCCCCAAAAUCGUCAUUGUUCAGAGUCCAGACGGCAGUGACGUCGGCCCUGAGCCAGGUGUCUCCUCAUGGCCCGAGACAGAAGUCACUGUUGAAACCUCAGCCAUCUUCUCUGGAGACAACUCCAGCCGACCCCCCCAGAGUGCUCUCGAAGUAGCAUUAGCUUGUGCAGCCACUGUGAUCGGAACCAUUUCCAGUCCACAGGCCACAGAAAGACUCAAAAUGGAGCAAGAAUCCUUCAUUUCAAACCAUCCCCUGGGAGGCAGUGAACUAGUGCAAACUCAAGCAUCCCAAGUACUCCAGGAACCCUCCAUCAGGGAAUACUCCUUUCCAUCUGCUUUAUGUGGCAUGACUCAGGUGGCGAGUGCUGUUGCUGUCUGUGGCCUGGGUGAACCAGGAGACAUGAAGCGUCCUGUGGCUUCAAGUGGCUUCCUGUCUGCAACUGAGGCUUCUGUUGCAAUCCCCCCACUGGGCGAUUUAGGGGCAGGAAAGAGCAUGGAGCUGGGAAAUGAAGCCAUUGCAGAGGCAUUGCUCAAGGAGGCCGCUCUGGUCUUAACGAGACCUAAUAACUACAGCAGCAUUGGAGACCUCAUGGAAUCAGUGAACAGCAGAAUCAUAGAAACUGUUUCAAAGCCUCAGACCUUGCGCUCAGAAAACAUCCUGGGGAAUGAACUGGCCCAGACCCUGUCCAAUGUUAUCCUGAAACAUUCCAUUGAUGAAGUUCACCAGAAGAAGAAAUUAAUUGACCCCAGCAAUGACAGGCAUUCAUCUGAAAUCCUGGGCACCUUAAUGGAAAGUACAAACCAGCUGCUCUUCAAUGUGAUCUGCUUCACGUUCAAGAAGAUGAGCCACCUUGCGCAGUUUGGAGAAUGGCCCACCUUCCUGUCUAAAGAGACCAUUCAAUGGAAAGAAAUCGAACUAGACUUCCAGCCAACUGAUCAAGCCAUUGACUGCAAAUGGACAAAAGCCACUGAAUACUCCAGCGGCCAUCCACUUAGCAACCUGCAUAGCAACAGUCUUGCUGGUGAUGAUCUCGUAGACAACUGGCAUCUGAAGCAAGAUAGCCAAGGGCUGGUGAAGCCAGGCCUUUUCCAGAACCCAACACUGCACUCUCAAUCGUCCUGUAGUCCCAGACUGCCUGCUAAAAUAUCCUCCAAGGAAAUAAACUUGAAAGGAACAGUGGGAGUUGAUACAAAAAACCCACAUCAACCCCCCAGCCACAGUGGGAAUGAAUGCAGAGCCCCUUCAGAAGGAGGAAUGGCACCAACAAUUGGUAAAAACAGUAGCAGUUCCCAGGACUCUGAGGACAGCAUCAAUUCAGAUGCCCAAGAAAAGAACAAGGGUGCCUCACCUCUAAGCAAUGAAGUUCAAGUUAACCUGGCUUUGUUAGAGAAUGAUUUGAGGCCUCCUGCUCAAUCCAUGCUACAGGCAACACACGCAGACAUAUACUGCAUUGCAGACUUCGCAGAAGAAUUAGCAGAGACUAUUGUCUCCAUGGCAACUGAAAUCGCAGCGAUUUGCCUUGACAACUCCAAUGGAAAGCAACCCUGGUUCUGUGCAUGGAAAAGAGGGAAUGAGUUUCUGGUUACCCCAAGCAUCUCCUGCCGAUCCUUGAAGAGGAAGAAGGAGAGCCAGGCCAAUGGGGCCACUGCGAGGAAACACAAGCCACCGCGACUCAGCGAGAUCAAGAGGAAAACAGAUGAGCACCCGGAGCUGAAAGAGAAGCUGAUGAACAGAGUGGUGGACGAAUCAAUGAACCUUGAGGACAUCCCAGAUUCUGUCAGUGUUUUUGCAAACGAGGUGGCAGCCAAGAUCAUGAACCUCACCGAGUUUUCCGUGGUGGACGGGGUCUGGCAAGCCCAGAGCCAUUCCCGGAGCCGGUUGCUCAGUGGAGACAGGUGGAACAGGCUGAAGGCCUCCAGCUGUGAAAGCAUCCCAGAGGAGGAUUCCAAUGCCAGGGCCUACGUAAACAGCCUGGGUUUAAUGAGUACCCUCAGUCAGUCCGUUAGCAGGGCCAGCUCGGUCUCCAAGCAGUCCAGCUGUGAGAGCAUCACGGAUGAGUUUUCCAGGUUCAUGGUGAACCAGAUGGAAAACGAAGGAAGAGGCUUUGAGUUACUGCUGGAUUACUACGCGGGCAAGAAUGCCAGCAGCAUUCUCAACUCAGCUAUGCAACAGGCCUGCCGGAAAAGCGAGCAUCUCAGCGUGAGGCCAAGCUGUCCCUCGAAACAAUCCAGCACCGAAAGCAUCACUGAGGAGUUCUACAGGUACAUGCUGAGGGACCUGGAACGAGAAAGCAGAGACAACCCCUCCUCCAGAAGAGGCAGCCAAGACUGGACCACCGGUUUGCUGUCACCGUCUCUGCGAUCCCCUUUGUGUUACAGACAGUCAUCCGUGCCCGACAGCAGAUCCCUGGGCGCCCGGCUGACGGUGAACGUGCCCAUCAAAGCCAACUCCUUAGACAGCUUUGCUCAAAACGGCCAGCAAGACUUCCUCAGUGUGCAGCCUGUCAGCGGUGCGUCCUCCUCGGGUCUCUGCAAAUCUGACUCUUGCUUGUAUCGAAGAGGGGGAGCGGAUCAGAUCACAAACAUGCUCAUCCACGAGACGUGGGCAAACUCCAUCGAGGCCCUCAUGCGGAAGAACAAAAUUAUAGUGGAUGACACCCAGGCUGCCCAGGCUGAGCCGGCUUCUGCUGGCGCUGCCUCACAGGUGGAGAAGGGUGCGAGUGGAUUAGCUCCGGCCGGAGUGCAAAGUGGAUCCACUCUUCUGGUUCAGGAGUCCGCUGAUUACCCGAGGAAAAAUUCCAUCACGGAAAGCCAGCAUCCCCCGACGUCAUCACCCAGCAAAGCGGCUCUUCUGACAAAUCGCCACAGUUUAGAUUCUAAAAAGGAAGCGUCCUUCUGCCAGGAGGCUGUCCCUCCAAGCCACACCAGGCGAUCGCUUUGCUCAAGGGAAGUGCCUUUAAUUCAGAUUGAAACAGAUCAGAGAGAAGAUUGUGUUGGAGAAGCCGAACCCGUUCUUUCCGAACGCGUCCUUUCCAAAAGCAGCCCCCUAGAAGAAGCGGACCAGUUGAAAGAAGAAAAAGUCCCAGAUGCGAGGAGGGGUGGAGAAGCGGCUGUGAGUGCCCACCAGAACCCUAGCGACAGACUUGACGCCAAAGAUGUACCAGAGGCUGAAAUCUCACCAGAAGGCAGAGCCCCUGAUGAGUUCCCCAACCCUCCUGGCAGCAGUGGGGAGAGCACAGACAGCUGGUCCCAGCUCGCCAAUGAGGAGGACAACCCAGAUGACACAAGCAGCUUCCUGCAGCUCAGUGAGCGAUCCAUGAGCAAUGGCAACAGUAGUGCCACUAGCAGUCUUGGCAUUAUGGACCUGGACAUUUAUCAGGAAAGCAUGCCAUCUUCUCCCAUGAUUAAUGAAUUAGUAGAAGAAAAGGAGAGUCUUAAAGGACAGUCAGAAAACAUAGAGGAACAUGCCUCUGCAACGCCAGUGGGAACAGCCCACCGCCAGGGGAGCCUGCUGGUGAUCAACUUUGACCUGGAACCGGAGUGUCCUGACACUGAGCUUCGAGCCACUCUGCAGUGGAUAGCUGCCUCUGAACUCGGGAUCCCCACUAUCUACUUUAAGAAAUCUCAGGAAAACAGAAUCGAAAAGUUUCUAGACGUGGUGCGGCUGGUUCAUCAGAAGUCCUGGAAAGUGGGGGACAUCUUUCAUGCCGUCGUGCAGUACUGUAAGAUGCACGAGGAGCAGAAGAACGGGACCCCAAGUCUCUUUGACUGGCUCUUGGAACUGGGAUAAGGCAGCUACGCCUCGCAGAGGGUCCCUUUCCUUCAUUCCAGCUUAGAUUACAGUGGUUUGCUCCAAAUGCUCUGAACUGUCUCCAACAUCCCAUCACAUUAAUAGAGCUAUUUUUAAAAAAAUCUGCUGUGCAAGUUGACGGCACAUGGAAUAAACCUGAGGCAAAGCAAAAUAUAGGUCUGUACAAAACAACACAACCUGUGGUGAGUUCAAGAGAACUUGUAUUAGAAUGCCUGGGAAAACAGACAUGUAAUUGGGCCCAAAUGAAAAACUUAUAACCAGGCCCAUAAACUCCAGGAAAGUUGCACUUGCAUAUUUUUAAUAAUAUAAAAUGCUAUGUAAUGCCUCUAAUUAUGUGAAUCAACUGGAAACGAAGUCACUGGUCGAUGCUAUGUUCUUUAUUUUACGUUUAUGAGCCAAUGAAGGGUUUCUCUGUCCAAGGAAACACUUAAGAUAUGGGUGAGGAUUUUCCAAACUUUUGAUAUAAAAGCGUGCCAGUUUCAGACCUUUAUCAGUGGAUAUGAACAGAAAUGCAAGAAUAUGUCAAUGCAAUGUCCUCUACGGAGGUGGUUUCAUUUGGUCACUAUAGCCCUCUAAUAAAUAUUCCACAUCUCUCCAACUAUAUCUGAGAUCCUAGCUAAUCAGAAAACCAUUGGUGUUCAGCCGAGAAAGAGAUUGACAAUGGUCUUGUUUUCAUCUCCAUGUUACAUGAGUGACAUGAUUACAAAACUCUUACCCCAAGGGAAAGCUUUCUUACAAAAAAGGGUCUUUUGAGAUAAAAUCUGUGUGUACAUUAAAUGAUAUAAAAAAUAAACUGACAUCUUAUUUUUAUUGUAAAUUGUGAAGAGAUGGUUAUCUUAAUAUAUUGAGGUAGCUUUAGAAGUUCGUGAAAACUGAAGAGGUUUUUGUCUUAAGUCAUGGAUUGAUGCUUGAGCUCCAUGAUUUCAUUUGUAAAUGUGUUGGUGCCAGUAUGGCAGACCCACUAGUCAGAUGACAUUUAGAAUGACAGAGGCAGGAUUUGACAUGACAGGUAGGAUCAUAGACUUCCUGACUUAAGCAUACGGGCACUUAAUUUGGGAAAAAAGGAAAUGUUAUCACAUGGACAUAUUUUAAUAACAGAGAUUUACUCUUUGGAAAAAUAAAGGUAUCUAACCUCUCUCUAAUAAGUCUUCUUUCCCUUCAACUAAAUGAGCUAGACUGGUUUUAUUUUCUUGAUCAAAGAAAGUAUUUAUUAAAGAUUUCCUGAGAUACUAUGGUUUUUCACUAUUUUUUAAGACUGAGAAUUAAUUUUAAAUGUGAACAAAGCCCCCAUGCCAUCAGUGCUGGCCUUAUGAGUCAUCCACAUCUUGAAAUUUCAAGAAAGCUUCACUGUAACCACACUUCUUCCCCAGGAAUCCUUUCCAGGACUCAUUAGGCAUUUAUUACAACAAUAGUCCAAUUUAAAGUAAUACAUUUAACUUGACGCAUAAAGAAAUUUCAAAUUUGGGGAGUUCCCAGUGUGGCUCAGUGGGUUAAGAACUCAACUAGUAUCCACGAGGAUGUAGGUUCAAUCCCUGGCCUUGCUCAGUGGGUUAAGGAUCCAGCUUUGCCACAAGCUGCAGUGAAAGGCACAGAUCUGACUUAGCUCCAGUGCUACCAUGGCUGUGGCAAAGGCCCACAGCUGCAGCUCUGAUUCAACCUCUAGCCUGAACACUUCCAUAUGCUGCAGAUGUGGCCCUAAAAAGAAAAGAAAAAAGAAACGUCAAAUUUCUCAUUUAUCCAUCAUCUCGAACUGAAGGUUCUUUGGGGCCCUAGAGGGAAAAGGAUAUAUUUAUUUUUUAAACAACCCCAGAAUAUUGUGCGUAGACUUUUGUUGUGCUCGAAUGAAUGUUUACUUAUCCUAUAAGCACAAAUACUGAAUUGUAACCAUGUGAUGAAAUUAUAUAUGUUGUACCUAAAGUUGCAAACUAAUCAAUAAACUUUUGUUGCCAAAU
Molecule: messenger RNA, 7565 nt
Organism: Sus scrofa (pig)
Lineage: Eukaryota; Metazoa; Chordata; Mammalia; Artiodactyla; Suidae
Gene: SPHKAP
Product: SPHK1 interactor, AKAP domain containing
Cellular component (GO): cytoplasm; mitochondrion
Molecular function (GO): protein kinase A binding
Source: RefSeq, a predicted model, not a curated record